Aphidius gifuensis is the source of this 2081-nucleotide messenger RNA. Its product is annotated as deoxyribodipyrimidine photo-lyase-like. NCBI's taxonomy places the organism in Eukaryota, Metazoa, Arthropoda, Insecta, Hymenoptera, Braconidae. The record is from RefSeq and is a predicted model, not a curated record. The coding region runs from base 245 to 1774 and encodes 509 amino acids. Gene Ontology annotation, molecular function: deoxyribodipyrimidine photo-lyase activity. Gene Ontology annotation, biological process: photoreactive repair. The transcript has 5 exons.
AAUACGGGUGCGGAUAUGUUUGCCGUUUGCGACUUUGCGAGCUGUUGCGAGCUGCGGUCAACUAUCGGUCUAUUGCACAUUCUCAGUUCCUCACUGUUCUGGAUAACCGCGGGAUAACUUUAAUUAAGUUUUAUUAUCUUUAUUACAUUGCAGUGCAUUUAUCACUGUACUAAUAAAUUUAUCCUCACGAACAUAACGUUAGUACAACCGAUUACAACCAACUGCAUGUUUUUUGUUGUGAACAAUGUCACGAAAAAAUUCUUCAGAACCACCGAUAAAAAAACAAAAAUUAACUAGUUUGUUCGAUGAACUUACUGAAAAAAGGAAAAAUGUUGCUGAUUCAAUAACAAAUUUCAAGUUUAAUAAGAAACGGGUAAAAAUUUUAUCACAGGCAACUGAAGUUGUCAAAGGAUCUAAAGGUAUUCUUUACUGGAUGUUUCGCGAUGGUCGUAUUCAAGAUAAUUGGGCUAUGUUAUUUGCCCAAAAGUUGGCUCUCAAAAACCGUAUACCUCUUCAUGUGUGUUAUUGCAUUUUGCCUAAAUUUCUUGAUGCAACAUUACGACAUUACAAGUUUCUUGUUGAGUCCCUCGAAGAAGUAUCAAUGGAUGCUAAGAAACUCAAUAUAAAUUUUCAUCUUCUUCACGGUGAACCGAAUACCGUCGUUCUUGAGUUUAUUCGUAAACAUAAUAUGGGAGCACUUAUUACUGAUUUUUUUCCACUUCGAGUACCGAUGGCUUGGGUAGAAAGUUUAAAGAUGGAUCUUCCUCAAGAUAUUCCAAUUUGUCAGGUUGAUGCUCACAAUAUCGUGCCUUGCUGGGUUACCUCAGAUCAAUUAGAAUACUCUGCAAGAACUAUCAGAAAUAAAAUUAACUCAAAACUACAAGAAUAUCUUACUGAGUAUCCACCUGUAAUAGAACAUCCCUACAAAAGCUCUUUUGAAGUCCCUGAAAUCGAUUGGCUGAAUUGUUUAAAUGAUGUAGAAAUCGAUCGAUCAGUUGAUAAAGUAGAAUGGUGUAAGCCUGGAUAUAGAGCUGCCUUAAUACAGCUCGAAAAAUUUAUUUAUGAAUGUUUGCCACAUUAUUGUGAGAAACGUAAUAAUCCUCAUCUUGAAAUGACAAGUGGUUUGUCUCCUUGGUUUCAUUUCGGAAUGAUUUCUGUUCAACGGGUUAUCCUUGAAGUUCAAAAAUACAAACAAAAAUAUCUUCGGUCUGUCAAUGACUUUAUGGAAGAAGCUAUAGUACGACGGGAACUUAGUGAUAAUUUUUGUUUACACAACAAAAAUUAUGACAAAAUUGAUGGAGCUCGUCAAUGGGCCAUUGAAACACUGAACACUCAUAAAAAGGAUAAAAGACAAUGGAUUUAUGAUUUAAAAGAAUUGGAAACUUCACAAACUCAUGAUGAUCUUUGGAAUGCAGCUCAAAAUCAAUUGACAGUAGAUGGAAAAAUCCAUGGUUUUAUGAGAAUGUAUUGGGCAAAAAAAAUUUUAGAAUGGACUAAAUUACCUGAAGAUGCUUUAGCUUGGUCAAUUUAUCUCAAUGAUAAAUACAGCAUGGACGGACGUGAUCCCAAUGGAUAUGUUGGCUGUAUGUGGUCUAUCUGCGGAAUUCAUGACCAAGGUUGGAAAGAAAGAGAAAUUUUUGGAAAAAUUCGAUACAUGAAUUAUAAAGGAUGUGAACGAAAGUUCGAUGUUAAAGCAUAUGUUCAGAAACACAAUGGUAAAGUUAUUAACAUAAAAGCUUUGAGCCAAAAAAAAACAACUAAGAAAACGAAGUGAUGCUAUAAUUGUUCUGUAUUUACCGUAUGUAUUAUUUUGAACUGUUUUUGUUUUUAUUGAAUAUUUAAUAAAUUUAUCAAUAAUUUCAAAAAGAUUCAAUUAUUUGGUACUCAAUUGAUUCAGUAUUUUGUAAAACAAGUUGAGGCUAAAUUUAUAUUGAUGAAUAAAUAUCAAAAUUUUCCCAUAAGUUGGUUUCUGUUCAUUUGCCUAGUUAUAGUUAUAUAGGGUAACUAAAUGAUUCAAAAAUGCUCUAGACGAAACACGGGCCAAGAUCCGUAGAUAGAAGGUCUUUCCAUAAAGAACAAAU